AUGACACAACCGCAAAAGACCAUUGCCGUCGUGAACGCGACAGGACGGCAAGCUGCUUCUUUGAUUCGUGUCGCAUCAGCCGUAGGAUACAGUGUACGCGCGCAGAUUCAUUCACUGAAAGGUCUCAUCGCCGAUGAGCUUCAGAAUUUGCCGAAUGUCACCCUCCUCCAGGGCCCUCUACUGGGUAAUGUCCAACUGAUGGAUUCACUCUUUCAGGGUGCUUCCUUGGCUUUUAUCAAUACCACUUCUCAGUCUGGUGAUGAAGUUGCCAUUGGACGUGCCCUAGCUGAUGCUGCCAAACGCGCCGGUUCUAUCACACACUAUAUCUAUAGCAGUAUGCCAGAUCACUCGGUUCAUGGUCCUUGGCCUGCUGUUCCGCAAUGGGCCCCUAAGUUUACCGUGGAGAACUAUAUCCGUCAGUUAGGUCUGCCGUCUACUUUUGUCUACGCCGGUAUCUACAACAAUAAUUUCACGAGUCUUCCUUAUCCACUCUUCCAGAUGGAGGUGCUGGAAGAUGGUUCCUUUGAAUGGCGUGCACCCUUUGAUCCGGAAACUCCUCUGCCCUGGUUAGAUGCUGAGCAUGAUGUUGGACCUACACUGUUACAAAUCUUCAAAGAUGGGCCCAAGAAGUGGCAUGGACAUCGAAUCGCUCUCACAUUUGAAACACUUUCACCAAAUCAAGUGUGCGCCGCAUUUCAUCGUGCUCUCGGCCGACCCUGCCGAUACGUACGUGUGCCCAAGAUUGAAAUCAAGGUCAAUGUUCCUAUGGGAUACCGGGAACAACUCGAGGCCUUGGAGAUACUCUUUGGCGAGUGUGAUGCCCCUUACUUCCCGCAACCCGAGUUUUCGCAGCCGGCUGCAGGCUCACCCAAGGGUCUGGGCCCAGCUGGAGGAAAGGGUGCUGGUGCGGGUAUGAUGCAGGGGCCAGGCGGCGUGGUGUCUCUGCGAGUGACAGACGAGGCUCGGCAUCUGUGGCAAGGUUGGCGCGAUAUGGAAGAGUAUGCGCGGGAGGUAUUCCCUGUAGAAGAGGAAGCCAAUGGACUUGAUUGGAUGCUUUGA
Messenger RNA from Penicillium malachiteum, 1059 nucleotides. Its product is annotated as NmrA family NAD(P)-binding protein. NCBI's taxonomy places the organism in Eukaryota, Fungi, Ascomycota, Eurotiomycetes, Eurotiales, Aspergillaceae. The record is from RefSeq and is a predicted model, not a curated record. The transcript has 2 exons. Bases 1 to 1059 code for a protein of 352 amino acids.